Molecule: messenger RNA, 447 nt
Organism: Aspergillus eucalypticola CBS 122712
Lineage: Eukaryota; Fungi; Ascomycota; Eurotiomycetes; Eurotiales; Aspergillaceae
Exons: 1
Coding region: 1-447 (148 amino acids)
Source: RefSeq, a predicted model, not a curated record
AUGAACACGACAACUAAGGUGCUGCGCCUCCCCGAAUUGGUAAAAGAAAUCUUGCUCUAUUACGAUUACCACUUCAUCGCUCAACGCGUGUGUUCGCAAUGGCAAGCUGUUAUCAUGCAGUCCCCUAAGAUCCGGAGAGCGCUAUCUCUAAUUCCCAGUGAGCAUGGAAAGCCACAUAUUAAUCCUUUCUUUAUGACUAAAUUAUGCCACUGGAAAGACCCCCACAUCCAACAUGACUACCCCUUCUCUAUGAAAUUACCCUCAGAGCAUGGUGCAUGGGUGAACGGCGUCGAACAGCCAUUUUCAUCCGCGAGCAUCCUGGAGACAAAUGCUUCCUGCAAGUAUCCCUUGUGUAUUAUCAUUCCAGCUCGCAGGACCAUUCCAAGACGUGUCCUACUGUUGGAAGAGUACGAAACCCAGUGGUCAGGAGUCCUCCUCCAGCAGUAA